GGUUUGCUCGUCGACAUGAAGAUCUUGGUCCUAGCGGCCUUAAUUGUGGCCGUAUCAUCGGGCCGGCUCAGCAAACCCAGCGAUGCAAACGAUGAAACAUCUCAAUGGCCAUGGGAAACCGGAAAAAUUUACCGCUACGAUGUCGAAACCCACACACUGGCUUAUCACGCGGAGGGCGCUAGCACUGGAAACUCUUUCAAAGCCCGAUUUAUAAUUCGUGUGAAAGCUCCUGGUCAGCUUCAGGCUAAAUUGGAAAUGCCGCAAAAUGCUCAAAUUCAUCAAGAGCUAAAGCACCAUGACGUCCAUGAAGCAAACCCUGAAGUUGUAAACUAUCAACCUGUACCAAAUCUUGACAAACCUUUCGAAAUUUCUCACGACGGAGGUAGAAUUCUCUCAAUCGACUUACCAACUUCCGUGUCAGUCGCUGAAGAGAACUUAUUAAAAGGCCUUAUCAGUUCAUUACAAGUAGAUUUAUCUACCCAUCGCAACGUCGAUAAUUCACACGACACGUACGACAAGGAAAGUCAACAAGGUUUAUUCAGGAAGAUGGAAACAGACGUCACUGGUGACUGUGAGACUCUUUACACAGCUUCUCCAGCACCUCCCGAAUGGAGGCGUGAACUUCCAAACUUCACGGAAGAAGAGGACCCCAUGGAAAUCACGAAAAGCAAGACUUACGGACAUUGCCACCAUAGAGUUGGCUACCACUUCGGUGUACCAGCUGGUGCAGAGUGGACUGGUACGGCGCACAAGCCUGAUGAGGAACAGUUCAUCAAAGAAGCAACAGUAUCGAGAAUUCUCGUCGGUAAAAACGGCCCCAUCUACAAGGCAGAAACGACAAGUACGGUCAAUGUGCACCCUCAUAUGUUCGGAAAAAAGAAGGCAGAAGUACGCAGCAAAGUCAGUUUUCGUUUAAUUUCGUACGAGCAGGACUCAGAAACUGCAUGGCCUCAACCUGAAGCUAAACGCGAAGUUACAACUCUUCUGUACUCUUUAAAUUCAAAACAAAGAGAUAUCAAUGAAGACAGCUCAUCGACUUCAUCGUCUCACGAAUGGACAGAAAAAGUAAGUGACGUUACUAAAUACUCUAGAAACCGUCGUUCUGUAAAACCGAAAAAUGUCGCGUCUAAUAAUAAAGUUAUAAGGAAGAAUCGUAAUGACGUAUCUGUUUCUUCGAGUUCUAGUGAAUCCGCUUCCGUCUAUGUUAAUGAUGAGGUUCCUAAAAGUAAUGAGCCUGCUUAUGCUGCUUUAUAUAUGAGUCCACAGCCUAACGGUGAUAGGAAAGAAAACCCUAUGAAUGCACAAAAGUUGGUACAAGAAAUUGCACAACAAUUACAAAAUCCCAACAACAUGCCUAAAGCAGAUACUCUUGCUAAGUUUAACAUCCUGGUUCGUGUAAUCGCUUCUAUGAGCUACGGACAGCUCAGUCAAACGAGUCGCAGCAUUGAAAUAGCAAAGUCGAGCAACGAUAAUGUCAAAUUGGAUAUGUGGAUGGUCUACAGAGAUGCCGUGACGCAAGCGGGUACAACUCCAGCGUUCCGACAAAUCAAAACAUGGAUUGAAAAUAGAACAAUAGAAGGAGAAGAAGCUGCGCAAGUUAUCGCUUCUCUCGUAAGGUCGUUACGCUACCCUACUAAAGAAACUAUGUCGCAAUUCUUUGAGUUGGCUAUGAAUCCAGAAGUAAGGAAACAGCCUUACCUUAACAGCACUGCCUUAAUUGCCGCAAGCAAGUUCAUUAACAUGGGCCAAGUAAACAAUGACACCACUCACCAUUACUACCCUUCGCAUAUGUACGGUCGUCUGUCACCUAAGCAUGACAAUUUUGUUGUAGAUGACAUACUUCCUCGCUUAAGUGCAGAAUUAAAGCUCGCCAUUGAUCAAGAGGACAGCCAUAAAUCACAAGUAUUCAUCAAAGCUAUUGGAAAGCUUGGUCAUCGUGCUAUUUUAGACGUUUUUGCCCCAUAUAUUGAAGGAAAAAUUAAGGUAUCGACUUAUCUGAGGACUCGCAUUGUUGAAAACUUACGAGUCUUAGCACAGCAACGUGAUAGCCACGUAAGAGCUGUUUUAUACAGUAUCUUAAAAAAUACUGCUGAGCCUUAUGAAGUACGAGUAGCUGCUAUUCAUAACAUAUUUAUGACUCAUCCUUCGAGUGCAAUGAUGCAAGCAAUGGCCCAAAUGACCAAUGAAGAUCCAAGCAAACAAGUACGGUCUGUCUUGAAGUCAGGAAUUAAUUCUGCUUCUGAACUGAAACACCCGCGUUUCUAUGAACUAUCUAAGAAAGCUGCUGCUGUAAAAGAUAUGUUGACGAAGGAAGAUUUCGGUUUGCAAGAGUCCGAAAAGUUAUUCAUGGAAUAUCCGAACAGAGAUAAUGAAUAUGACAUGAUAGGUGUUCUUUCACAAAUUGGAAGCAAGGACUAUUUCCUGGGUAACACGUACGAGUACUCCUGGAAAAACAGAGUCAGAGGCUGGGAUGAAGAAUAUAUGUAUUCAGGAACUGCUUCCAACAGACAACAAUUGGUCGAAUAUUUCUUUAACGAAGUUUUUAAAAUAACAAAUAAACAAGAACAUGCUGCUCCCAAUGAACCGAAUCACAAGUACUCUGCUCAAAAGAUAUCCGAUAUUUUAAAUAUCAAAAAUCAGGACAAUGAACCCUUGGAAGCGUCAAUUUAUUUUGAUUUGAUGAACCAACAACGCUACUUUGCUUUCAAUGAACAAGAUAUUAAAGAUUUAGGUGUUCAGUUUGGUGAAUGGUUAUCAAACUUGCCUAAAACUUCUAAUAAGCACUACACCAAAAUUCUUAGUGAAAACCAAGUCUCAGUUAUGUUCCCAUUAGCAGCUGGUGUGCCUUUCAUAUACAAGUAUAAAAAACCAACGCUUGUUCAUAUUCAAACCAAUAAUAAUGGACAAUUUAAUGCUAUGAAAAAUCAUGAAUAUAAACCUGAGAUGGUCCUGGAUAGUGACAUAUCGUUCACAUUAGCUGUAAAUUACGAAGGAAGUGUUGGUUUCCUGGACACUAUUUCCAAUCAAUACCCUAGUGUAGGUGUUGUAGAAAAGUUCCAAUUGCAUUUACCUAUUAAAAUGCGUUUGGAGGUUAAGUCAGGAGAGAUGAAAUUGAGGCUGGCGCCAAGGGAACCAGAGCAAGACAGUACGAUUGUACAUUACAGCGUGUGGCCGUACUCUGCGAAUCAAAAGAAGGACACCUUGGUUACGAUUUCACAGGAUCCCAACUCUAAAGUUAUCAUACGACCUCAAAAGGUAUUAUCAGUGGAUUAUAAAUUUGGUCAGCAAAUUGGAGCAAUAUUCCAACUUCAAGGAUACUCUUACGCUAACGACUACAGAAAUUUCGGAUGGUUCUUCAAUUCUAAGAAUUACCUUUCCAAUUUAUAUUUCGCACUGAAACAACGAGAUAUUGCUCAAACUCAUUGGAACUUAAGAUAUCUCGGAAAACAGUCGAAGAGUAAGGCAGUGUCUAUUUCAGCUGUUUAUGAUACCUUAUACAAUCAAAACAAUGGUGACAAAGUGCCACCAGUUGUACAACAAGUAGCAGACGUAUCACCUAACAGUCCAUCACGUCGAGAAGAGCUUGUAAAACGAGUCACUUCUGGAAUUAAAUUAGCAAAAGCCCAAGUUUUAGACCUUAGCGCUCAAUUUGAGUCACCCGAAAAAAUUGAGUACGUUGCAACACUAGCAAUUGGACAAAGUGAAGUUGAUCCCAAGAUGCAAUUCGAAUUGUUUACGGGUAGGAAUUCCGAUCAAAAUGGUCCAUACCAAGCUAAUGCUUUCGGGGUAAUCAAUAAGCCUGCGUCAAUAUCUCAAAUGAACUUCGUGGAAGCCCUAAAUAAUAAUUUGAAAUGGGACUUUGAAAUCGACUAUGCAAACAACCAAAAAGAAAAUGUUAAUAUCAAAGGUACAGCUGAAAGAACCGAGAAAUAUGCUGACGACCUUCAAAACCAUGCUUUGGGUAAAGAAUGCAAACAGGAAAUGAUGAAGGGGAACAACUAUCAGCACAAUUGCCAUAGGGCUAUUAUAAUGGCUCAUGCUCCCGAUAACUACAAAGUUUCCGUUACCUACAAGGAUAUCACUCCAAUGACUAAAAACUUUUACUACCAGUUGUACAAAUUUAUCGAAGGUCUCACUAUAUGGCAAUCAGAAAUAAGUACCCAGAAAGUUAACAGCGAAGGAAAAAUUGAUUUAAAUGUAAAUGCUUCAUUCUUAACAAAUACUUUGUGCUUGGCCCUUCAAACUCGGCUCGGUGAAAUGCGACUACGAAACGUUCCCAUUCCAAAAGCUACUGCUCCCUUUGUAGCUAUUUAUUGGCCGUACACGUCUUAUGAACGUGUACUUAAUCACUUCAGCCGACACCAGUUCCAACCUUACUGCAGCGUUGACGGUAGCAAAGUGAGGACAUUCAGUGACCGUAGCUACGAGUACACAUUAUCUCGAUCUUGGCAUGUAGUGUUAUACGACAAUCGACCAGAAAGAAACGAAAACUUGGCUGUAUUAGCGAGGAGACUUGAUGACAAUACCCGAGAGAUGUACAUCUCUUUCAGAUCCCACACCGGCAAAGAUUUAGAGUUACAAGUGCAACCAGCACCCCAAACUCAAAAGAGUUACGUAGUCCAGGUAAAGACCAACGCUAAGAAGGUUUCAGAGGGAGACAAAACGAUGUACUGGGAUGACAUCGAGGAGCUGCCAAUGCUCGAGUACCACACCGAAGAUAAUGGCGUUUUAAUCAUUAAAAUCCGCGAAAAUCAGCUUCGAGUCAUGUACGAUGGUUCAAGACUAGUUUUCAUCACAAACUGGAAUCGUAAUAACAACAGAGGUAUCUGCGGGUACAUGAGUGGAGAGCCUCGUGAUGAUUAUUUAUCACCAAACGGCUUACUCGACAAACCUGAAUUGUACGCUGCCUCUUAUAUUUUGAUUGACGCUGACAGUGAUUCCAAAGAAAAAGAGUUAAAUGAUCAAGCUAAAAAAAUGGCUUAUCAGCCAAAGAAAACAUAUACAGUUGUUUUACGAUCCAAUGAAGAUUGGCAGAACAACAUGCGUCUGACAUCUAACGAGGAGUUGGCUUCUCAAACAGUUUACAGAUCAAGAAAUUAUCAAAAGAGUAAAAAGCCUUGUGAGGUGAAGCCCCAAGUCCAGUAUUUCGAGAACCAUGAUGAGAUCUGUAUUACAACGGAACCCUUGCCUGCUUGCCAGAUGCAAUGCACUGGCAGUGAUUACAGUGUCCAUGCAGCUCAAGUAGUAUGUCGGCCAAAGCUUGACACCCAGUUCCGUUCAUACAGGGACCAAAUUCUUCAAGGCAAAAAUCCGAGAGUCAUUGGAGUUCCCCGCAUUGUUGAAUACGGUGUACCCGCGUCUUGCAAAGCGUAAAUGAUAUUUUAAAUGUGAUUAUAACUCCUCAUUCGACUAAUGGCUUCGCAAUGGACAACGAAUAUAUUCACAUAUUUACAUCAAUUUGGCUUUAUCUUAUAUAUGUAUAGAAAUUUCAUCUAUUGUUUGUAGUAUAUGUAUAAUUUUAUGUA
This is a messenger RNA of Melitaea cinxia (Glanville fritillary), 5525 nucleotides long. RefSeq names its product vitellogenin-like (gene Vgn). NCBI's taxonomy places the organism in Eukaryota, Metazoa, Arthropoda, Insecta, Lepidoptera, Nymphalidae. The record is from RefSeq and is a predicted model, not a curated record. Gene Ontology annotation, molecular function: lipid carrier activity. Gene Ontology annotation, biological process: lipid transport. The transcript has 7 exons. The coding region runs from base 16 to 5373 and encodes 1785 amino acids.